AUGUACCGCGUGGCAAGGGACUACCCGCAGGUCAAGACACGCGCUGACUGGACCUGGUACCUGACGCAAGCGUACAACACGGUGACGCACUGCAUGAAGAACGGCGCGGCGGACUGCGACUACGGGUUGACUGGGUUGAUGGGCGAGACGGUGUUUGCGGAGCUGCUCGAGGACCUCAAGAGGGAGAACAUGACGCAGGAGGCCACUACCUUUGAAGCCAACAUGCGCUUCCGCGCCGAGUUCUGGGAGACGCUGGCUGUUCCCUUUGGCAGCGAGAUGGCGUGGGAUAGUACUGGCCAGGAAGGCGUCUACUAUUGGACCGAGUACUUUGGCCACAACAACACCGCCAUCAAAGCAAUCAACAGCAUCAGAGCCUACAUGCCCACCGUAGCCCACUGGGGCUGGAACGGCAACGCCCGCCGCUACUGGGACUUCCUCUACGGCGCCAAGAACCAGGGCAUCGAGCGCCAGCUCCACCACUACGGCUCCGGCCUCAACUCGCUCCCGAUGCUGCACCACUUCGAGCGCAACCCGUCCGACGUCGACGCCCUUCGCGUCGCCUUCGCCGGCAACACGGCGCCCCUGACGAACAUUGACGCCGAGGGCUGCCCCUCGGCGGCGUUCCACUCGUUCCCGGAGCAUUUGGCGUGGGACCCGUAUACCGGCGACUACGGUCUCGGGUUCUUGGGUUUGGGUCUCGGCCAGGGCGUGUAUAUCGUAAACCACGCGACGUACGGCGAGGUCGUGUUUGGCGGCAACGUCGUUUCGUCGACUGAGACUUCUGUGGUUGCUGAGCCUAGGGACGCGGUGCGAAGGCGGGUGUUUGUUGCGGAUCUGGGGUUGAAGGUUGAUCUCAGCGCCGGUGCGAUUCAGACUGUUACUUAUGACCGCGAGGGCCAGACUGUGAAGUUGAGUGUUGGCGCUGCGGCAUCUGAGGCGGCGCUCAAGGCCAACUCGACUAUUGUAUGGCUUGAGACGACGUCGGGCGAUGCCAAAUUUACGGUGUCUGGGGCGAGCGUUGCCAGAGGAGGAUAUCUCGUCGACUUGUCUGGCGGACAGACUGAGGUCACCAUCUCCAAGGCGUAA
Molecule: messenger RNA, 1086 nt
Organism: Colletotrichum tamarilloi
Lineage: Eukaryota; Fungi; Ascomycota; Sordariomycetes; Glomerellales; Glomerellaceae
Exons: 2
Coding region: 1-1086 (361 amino acids)
Source: RefSeq, a predicted model, not a curated record